Molecule: messenger RNA, 2676 nt
Organism: Clarias gariepinus (North African catfish)
Lineage: Eukaryota; Metazoa; Chordata; Actinopteri; Siluriformes; Clariidae
Gene: rbm12bb
Product: RNA binding motif protein 12Bb
Exons: 2
Coding region: 470-2320 (616 amino acids)
Biological process (GO): regulation of RNA splicing
Cellular component (GO): nucleoplasm; ribonucleoprotein complex
Molecular function (GO): RNA binding
Source: RefSeq, a predicted model, not a curated record
UACUAAGGUUUCCUCCCACGAUCCAAAAACAUGCAGGUUCAGCCAAAUGCACCCAGUCCAGGGUGUACCUCGCCUUGUGCUCUAAGCCCCCUGGGAUACACUCCACCGCGUCUUUUUUACACAGGAUAAAGCAGUAUAGAAGAUAAAUGCAUGAACAUUUGUUGUGGUUCUUUGAGGUAAACGCCUUAUGUGUCUUCACUCUCCCGCCACCAUGUGUAAUUGCCCUCAGUGCUGUAGAUGGCGGUGUGAGCUGCAGCUCUGUGUUUGUAACCAGCGCAGAAUAAGAGAACUCGGGCGCUCCAGCUGGCUCUCUGCAGGGCCGGACGAUUUACCGACACGUUUUCUUGUUAAAAGAAGACCAAAUAACAGCAGAAACUCAGCGACCUGCUGGUAAACAAGCAGAGCAGAGGGUUAUAAGCUAGACAAGGUGCCGGUCCGGGGCAGCUUGUGUGCUGUUGUGUGCGCAAUCAUGGCGGUGGUCAUCCGCUUACAGGGACUUAGAAUCACAGCUGGUUCUGAGGACAUUCGCAGGUUCUUCACUGGCCUCAGAAUACCCGAUGGUGGGGUUCAUAUAAUUGGCGGAGAGCUUGAGGAAGCAUUCAUAAUUUUCGCGUCCGAUGAAGAUGCUAGACGAGCAAUCACUCGCUCAGGAGGAUGCAUUAAAGGCGCUCCAGUCAACUUGCUUUUGAGUAGCAAGUCAGAGAUGCAGAAGGUUCUUGAGGAAAGCACAAGGAAACCAGAAGCGGUGAACAGGAGGCAUUACAAGGAGGUUGUCAAAAAAACAGUAGUUGAAGGGAGACCUACGUCACUGUUAGAGGGCAUGAAAGUAGAUAUCCGAAGAGGAGAUAAUCAGAACAUGGGAAACAGACCACCUGUAGCUUCUUCUAAUGACUCAAGAGCUCAGAAUAAAUCCGGGGUUAAUGAUUGCCUUUAUGUGUAUUUGUCCGGAAUGCCAUUCUCAGCAACGAAAGAGGAUGUCCGUGUCUUUUUUGAGGGAAUACAAAUUGAUGACCUAAUUUUCAUGCGAAACAAAUUUGGAAUGUUCAGUGGAUGUGGUUUGGUUAAAUUUAGAACCAGAGAGGAUGCCACUCAAGGUCUGAGGAGAGAUCGAAAAUACAUUGGGCCACGUUACAUCAGAGUAAUGCCAGCCUCUGAGCAUCAGUGGAGCAAGUCGGGGGGUUUGGUUCAACCAGAAGGUGCAAGUCAGAGAAGAUCUCGCUCUCCCAUUCGCCAACGGUCGCGUUCUCCUUCCAAUGAAGAGUUUGGUGUGUUGUAUGAAAACCUUCCGUAUUCAGUUGAAAAGCGAGACAUAAAAGCUUUACUCUAUCCGGUGUCCGUGACAGACGACCAGAUCAGUAUUUUUCUUGAUGACAAUAGUGGCAGGAGCAAAUCCGCUAUUGUGGUGUUCAGAAAUCUAAAGGACUAUUGUUCUGGCCUGGCUCACCACAAAGAAACAUUUCUGCACAGCAUUGUUUAUGUGUCUCCAGUCUCCAAAGAAAAGAUCGCCACUAUACUAGAAUCUGCUUGUAACCUAAGAGAAGACCAUGGACGAUCCAGCAGAUCGUCUGAACGUUCGCAGAAGAGUGCUUUGGACUCGGAGAAACAGUGCAUAUAUGUUCGCAACCUGCCUUUUGAUGUGCGUAAAGUAGAGAUCAUGGACUUCUUCCAUGGAUUCCAGCUUUCAGAGGACAGGAUAAUCCUGCUCCAUGAUGACAGAGGAGCUGGGCUUGGUGAGGCUUUAGUGGUUUUUCAGACAGAAAAAGAGGCAAUGAUGGCACAGUCUCUGAACGGGCAAAGAUUUCUUGGAUCCGAGGUCAUGCUUAAAUGCAUCACCUGGGCUCAGAUGCAAGAAUUUGGUAUUGACAGGAGCAGCAUGCCUGAGAGGAACCUUCAAAGGAACUCGCCAAAUUUCCUUAAUGACAGGAUGUAUCAGGAAAAAUUUGACUCAAUUCCAGAUGCUUCUCGUUAUGGUUCUGGAAACAGCGGUCCAUUGGAUCAGUUUGAAAACCCUGAUGGUUAUGGACAGGGACCAAGUGGACCGCAGUCUCGUCAGUGUGGACCAUCUGACCAACAUUUUAAUCGUCCGACGUGCGUCAGGUUGCUCAAUUUGCCCUCUAAGAUAAUGGUUGAUGAAAUCUAUGACUUCUGUUAUGGGUACAGAGUAAUUCCUGGAUCAGUCUCAUUGCAGUACAGUAGAAGUGGAGCACCUACAGGCACCGCAACUGUUGUGUUUGAAAGCCACAGUGAGGCAUUCACUGCUGUCCAGGAAUUAAAUGGAAGACCCAUUGGUACGAGGAAAAUUAAUGUUGUGUUUGUGUAGAGUAAGAGACUUUUGGGCAUUUCUGUAGACAUCUCUUUAUUAUGACUUGACCCCUUUUUUCCUGCCUCAUAAAGAAGAAUGCAUGAAAGAUUAAUUGAUCUUUAUUAAUUUUAAUUGUUCUUUUGUGAUGUACAUUUUUUUUUCUUGUUGUAAUGUUAUAAUAUGUUACUAUUCUACAAUAAUCUGUGUUUAAAAUCUAUUUGCUUUCCUUCUUGUUCUCAAGUAAAUGUGUGGUAAUAGUGCUGAUUUUGAAGUCACUGUAUUAUUGAUUUGGGAAGGAUGUCUACAUGCUACCUUUUGUAAUCACCUGAUUUUUAUGCUACAGUAUAUACUGACAUAAAAGCUUGUGUUCAUUA